This is a messenger RNA of Coregonus sp. 'balchen', 18106 nucleotides long. The record is from the annotation of a GenBank genome assembly. Lineage: Eukaryota; Metazoa; Chordata; Actinopteri; Salmoniformes; Salmonidae.
AUCUGGUUUUGGUCACGUGAAACGAUUACGAAGAUGGUGGAAGUUUCUUUCUUGAAGUGAAGCCGCAAAAGAACCCAAACAGACAGGGAUAUUGGGGAAAGUUGCCUGUAACGUCUCGUCUUGAACUUCUUCUGCCCUUGGAUUCGGGUAAGCGAAACGACCGAGGUGGAAAGUCCUCAACCACAAUAUUUUGCGAACUCACACUUCCACUGGGCUAGCCAGCCAUGACACGAGCUAGCUAGCUUGUUUUUUUUAGCCAGUCGUGCGAUUGUGUGGUAACGAUCAGUUGCCAGAUGACAUUUAACACGUAAACAACAACCCCGUUUUAAAAAUAUUGAAAUCAAACUCUGCAUCCCGGAGUAGAAUGCAGUAUAUGUAGCAAACAUUUAGUUAGCUAUCAGAUUGUGGAGUUUCAAGGUUGUCAUUUCACUAAUUUUGAGACCGAGCUAGCCACUCAGCUAGCUAAGCUAACGUUAGCCUCCUUCCUUGUCAAACAGGUCGUCACUAAGCCUUUUUGUCAAUGUCAUGCGCGUUGACGAUAACAUGAAAUCCUAAUGAUGGCAAACAAAUUGCAGCUAUUAUUAGCUGUGUUUAUGCUGUCCAGCCCUAAUAUUGUUAUUGAGUAAAUGCAGUUGGGGAUCUCUUGCUGUCAUCCGGUCACAUUUGUAUCCAUAACGGCAUACUCUGUCAUUUCACCAGCCUGGCCCAGCCACUUUGUUUUGUGAGCUGAGGGGUGGGGCAUUGUGGGUUAUGAUGGGUAAGACGGUAGUACUAAGUUCAUAGAGCAUUUAUAUUCUUCAAGAAUCAAAGCUCUUCCUUUUUGAAUGUGACACUGUAACAAUUCCAUGUUUUUAAAAGUGAAACAUGCCUGUGUGUAUAUCAGUUGAUUUUGUCAGUUACAUUUACAUUUUCUUCUGGGGUGUAAGCAUAAUAGCAUAUGUUAUUCACUUUUGAAUAGUUUAUGGAAUAUCUGACACUUUAACAGAAACAUAAUAAUUGGCUGAUGGUGAGUCAUCCUUCCUGGUCUCAGCUGAUGAGCUCCUGACUUGUUGUGAGUCAUUUAGCUGGCUUGCAAAGCAGUCCAUCACUGUGAGUAACACACAUCCUUUGUCUGUAGGCCGCAGAAUCAGUACUGAUCAAUUAUUAACUCUGGGUAUAGCCAAAGUGAAAGUUUAUCCAGAGCUCUUUCUCUCAUUUGCACAGGGGAGAUAGGCGAGGAACAUACAUUAUGCAGAAGGACAGUGAAGUAACCACAAACCAGGAAAGAAGACUAGGCUAUGCUUCCUGAUGCUACUUUCACAAGUGUAACAUUCUCUCAUGGCAUUUUCCAGAGAGCAAGCAUUUCUAAAUGACUCAUAUUGUGAGCUCUUGAGAUGUGGUUUCGGAAUAUAUUUAGACCCCUAGACUUUUUCCACAUUUGGUUACGUUUCAGCCUUUUUCUAAAAUUCAUUAAAUUGUUUUUUUCCCCUCAUCAAUCUACACACAAUAUCCCAUAAUGACGCAGCAAAAAAAGGUUUUUGUAAAUUUUUCGCGAAUUUAGUAAAAAACAUAAAAACUGAAAUCACAUUUACAUACACUACCAGUCAAAGGUUUGGACACACCUACUCAUUCAAGGGAUUUUCUUUAUUUUUACUAUUUUUUACAUUGUAGAAUAAUAGUGAAGACAUCGGAAAUAUGAAAUAACACACAUGGAAUCAUGUAGUAACCAAAAACGUGUUAAACAGAUCAAAAUAUAUUUUAUAUUUCAGAUUCAUCAAAUAGCCACCCUUUGCCUUGAUGACAGCUUUGCACACUCUUGGCAUUCUCUCAACCAGCUUCAUGAGGUAGUCACCUGGAAUGCAUUUCAAUUAACAGGUGUGCCUUCUUAAAAGUUAAUUUGUGGAAUUUCUUUCCUUCUUAAUGUGUUUCAACCAAUCAGUUGUGUUGUGACAAGGUAGGGGGGUAUACAGAAGAUAGCCCUAUUUGGUAAAAGACCAAGUCCAUAUUAUGGCAAGAACAGCUCAAAUAAAUAAAGAGAAACGACAGUCCAUCAUUACUUUAAGACAUGAAGGUCAGUCAAUAUGGAACAUUUCAAGAACUUUGAAAGUUUCUUCAAGUGCAGUCGCAAAAACCAUCAAGCUCUAUAAUGAAACUGGCUCUCAUGAGGACCGCCACAGGAAUGGAAGACCCAGAGUUACCUCUGCUGCAGAGGAUAAGUUCAUUAGAGUUACCCGCCUCAGAAAUUGCAGCCCAAAUAAAUGCUUCACAGAGUUCAAGUAACAGACACAUCUCAACAUCAACUGUUCAGAGUGGACUGUGUGAAUCAGGCCUUCAUAGUCGAAUUUCUGCAAAGAAACCACUACUAAAGGACACCAAUAAUAAGAAGAGACCUGCUUGGGCCAAGAAACACGAGAAAUGGACAUUAGACAGGUGGAAAUUUGUCCUUUGGUCUGGAGUCCAAAUGUGAGAUUUUUGGUUCCAACCGCUGUGUCUUUGUGAGACGCGUGUGGGUGAAUGGAUGAUGUCCACAUGUGUAGUUCCCACCGUAAAGCAUGGAGGUGUUAUGGUGUGGGGGUGCUUUGCUGGUGACACUGUCUGUAAUUUAUUUAGAAUUCAAGGCACACUUAACCAGCAUGGCUACCACAUCAUUCUGCAGCGAUACGCCAUCCCAUCUGGUUUGGGCUUAGUGGGACUAUCAUUUGUUUUUCAACAAGACAAUGACCCAACACACCUCCAGGCUAUGUAAGGGCUAUUUUACCAAGAAGGAGAGUGAUGGAGUGCUGCAUCAGAUGACCUGGCCUCCACAAUCCCCUGACCUCAACCCAAUUGAGAUGGUUUGGGAUGAGUCGGAAGGCAGAGUGAAGGAAAAGCAGUCAACAAGCGCUCAGCAUAUGUGGGAACUCCUUCAAGACUGUUGGAAAAGCAUUCCAGGUGAAGCUGGUUGAGAGAAUGCCAAGAGUGUGCAAAGCUGUCAUCAAGGCAAAGGGUGGCUAUUUGAAGAAUCUCAAAUAUAAAAUAUAUUUUGAUUUGUUUAACACUUUUUUGGUUACUACAUGAUUCCAUAUGUGUUAUUUCAUAGUUUUGAUGUCCUCACUAUUAUUCUACAAUGUAGAAAAUAGUAAAAAUAAAGAAAAACCCUUGAAUGAGUAGGUGUGUCCAAACUUUUGACUGGUACUGUAAGUAUUCAGACACUUUACUCAGUACUUUGUUGAAGCACCUUUGGCAGCAAUUACAGCCUCAACUCUUAUUGGGUAUGAUUCUACAAGCUUGGCACACCUGUAUUUGGGGAGUUUUUCCCAUUCUCUGCAGAUCCUCUCAAGCUCUGUCAGGUUGAAUGGGGGCGUUGCUGCACAGCUAUUUUCAGGGAUGUUAGAUCAGGUUCAAGUCCGGGCUCUGGCUGGGCCACUCAAGGACAUUUAGAGACUCGUCCCGAAGCCACUCCUGCGUUGUCUUGGAUGUGUUUUUAGAGUCGUUGUCCUGUUGGAAGGUGAACCUUCGGCCCAGUCUGAGGUCCUGAGCGCUCUGGAGCAGGUUUUCAUCAAGGAUCUCUCUGUACUUUGCUCCAUUAAUCUUUCCUUCGAUCCUGACUAGUCUCCCAGUCACUGCCGCUGAAAAACAUCCCCACAGCAUGAUGCUGCUACCAUCAUGCUUCACCGUAGGGAUGGUGCCCGGUAUUCUCCAGACGUGACGCUUGGCAUUCAGGCCAAAGAGUUCAAUCUUGGUUUCAUCAGACCAGAGAAUCUUGUUUCUCAUGGUCUGAGAGUCCUUUAGGUGCCUUUUGGCAAACUCCAAGCGGGCUGUCAUGUGCCUUUUACUGAGGAGUGGCUUCCGUCUGGCCACUCUACCAUAAAGGCCUGAUUGUUACAGAGAUGGUUGUCCCUCUGGAAGGUUCUCCCAUCUCCACAGAGGAACUCUGGGGCUCUGUCAGUGACCAUCGGGUUCUUUGUCACCUCCCUGACCAAGGCCCUUCUCCCCCAAUUGCUCAGUUUGGCCGGGCGGCCAGCUCUAGGAAGAGUCUUGGUGGUCCCAAACUUCUUCCAUUUAAGAAUGAUGGAGGCCACUGUUUUCUUGGUGUCCUUCAAUGCUGCAAACAUUUUUUGGUACCCUUGGCCAGAUCUGUUCCUCGAGACAAUCCUCUCUCGGAGCUCUACGGACAAUUCCUUCGACCUCAUGGCUUGGUUUUUGCUCUGACAUGCACUGUCAAUUGUGGGGCCUUAUAUAGACAGGUGUGUGCCUUUCCAAAUCAUGUCCAAUCAAUUGAAUUUACCACAGGUGGACUCCAAUCAAGUUGUAGAAACAUCUCAAGGAUUAUCAAUGGAUGCAGGAUGCACCUGCGCUCAAUUUCGAGUCUCAUAGCAAAGGGUCUGAAUACUUAUAUAAAUAAAGUAUUUCUGUUUUUUAUUUUUAAUAAAUGUGCAAACAUUUCUAAAAACCUCUUCACUUCAUUAUUAUGGGGUAUUGUGUGUAGAUUGAUGAGGGGAAUAAAUAAUGUAAUCAAUUUUAGAAUAAGGCUGCAACGUAACAAUGUGGAAAAGGGGUUGGGGUCUGAAUACUUUCCGACUGCACUGUAGAUGUCAAUAGGUCUAAGUAAACCCAGACCGCAGAGCUUUUGUUUUUAGGAAUCAUAGUAUCAAUCACACAUCUAUUUAUGAUUUUGUAUAUUUAUUUAAAUAAAUAAAAAUUACGUCUCAGCUGAGUAAAUUGGACUCCCAGACUCUGAUCUACUUGUAGUGAGGACUAGUAAGAUAAUGCCUGGUACCAGCAUAAUCUUUUAUGUUUAAUAGCAAUAUAAUUUUAUUACCAUUCAAAAGAGGUCAAUGUGUUUUUAUUCGCUGGGUGGUUAACUAAUAUAAUGCUGACCAUGAUAUUUUAUACUCUUGUUACAUUACACCUAUAAAGAUUAGAUAACCCUCUGUAUGUAACAGUGUAAAGCAUUUGUCAUAAUGCAUUGAACAAAAAUAGAAUUCCUAGACUGUGGAUGGAAAGGCUAUGACUUGCAUUGUAUGGAAUGUGCUUUGGGCCAUUGAAUUAAUGGUUGACUGAAUGUGUGUUUGUUUGUUGCAGGUAGCCAGCCCUAUGUCAUGGCCUCCAGCAUUGCUAAACCAGGCCCUGGGAAUGGCUACCCCAUGAAGGCACAACUGCAAAUCAUGGGUUGGUUCAUGAUCCUUGUAAUUUUCAUAAUACGUAGUCUAUUCAUGUCAUAUUUUAGAAUUCUUCAGAAUGGAAAUUAAAAGGUUAAAUUUUGAGAAUUAGUAUACGUGCUGUAGUGUCUAUGAUUUAUAGUUCCCUUAUUUUUUAUUUUGGUAUUGAAGUCAGUUGCAUAGCCAUGUUUUGUAUUGUAGUGUAAGGGUAUAGUCCAUAGCAAACAUAGGAAAUUCUGUUUCUCAGGGUGUGGACUGUUUAUUUACAGAAUUGACCUGAAGUGCUAUCAAACUAACUUCUACCAGACAGUCUAACUUCUAGCUCUGCCCUAAUUGACAACACUUGUUUACAUCCCCUCAGUGCUAUCAGCAAAACUGAAAGAAAACAGGAAGAACUGGUUUGGUCCCAGUCCAUAUGUUGAAGUGGCAGUUGAUGGCCAGUCCAAAAAGACAGAGAAAUGCAACAACACCCACAGUCCCAAAUGGAAGCAGCCGCUAACAGUGUAAGUUGUCGUUGUGUUAUUGAUGACAGUCAGUGUUGAGAACAAGGAACGUCCUCUUAAUUGAACAACUACAAAUUCUUUACACAAGUGGCAGGUGUAACUGCCAGAAUAAAGGGAACACCAACAUAAACAGUCUUAAUAGGGCGUUGGGCACCACGAGCCAGAACAGCUUCAAUGCACCUUGGCAUAGAUUCUUUAAGUGUCUGGAACUCUAUUGGAGGGAUGCCACACCAUUCUUCCACGAGAACUUCCAUUAUUUGGUGUUUUGUUCAUGGUAGUGGAAAACGCUGUCUCAGGCACCACUCCAGAAUCUCCCAUAUGUGUUCUAUUGGGUUGAGAUCUAGUGACUGAGAUGGCCAUGGCAUAUGGUUUACAUCAUUUUCAUGCUCAUCAAACCAUUCAGUGACCCCUCGUGCCCUGUGGAUGUCAUCCCCUGGGGACAUAGCCACAGUGGCCAAAAUAAUGGCCUGCCCAGCAUUUUUAUACGUGACCCUAAGAAUGAUGGGACGUUCAUUGCUUAAUUAACUCAGGAACCACGCAUGUGUGGAAGCACCUGCUUUCAAUAGGGCCCCGUGUAGCUCAGUUGGUAGAGCAUGGCGCUUGCAACGCCAGGGUUGUGGGUUCGAUUCCCACGGGGGGCCAGUAUGGAGAAGAAGAAAAAUGUAUGCACUCACUAACUGUAAGUCGCUCUGGAUAAGAGCGUCUGCUAAAUGACUCAAAUGUAAAAUAUACUUUGUAUCCCUCAUUUACUCAAUUGUUUCCAUUAUUUUGGCAGUUACCUGUAGUAGUGCCAAGUGCCAACACAUCCACACAAUCAAUCCCUUCAUUGUAUAGCUCUGGACUCUUACUCUACUGGCCCUUCUUAUAUUAGAGUGGGCCCCCCUCCUAUUUCAGUGUGUCAUACUAUGGUGUAGUAAGCUGAUGGGCCUUGUAACUCUAUUUUCCUGCAAGCAUUCAAGUUUUAACUAGGCAGCUGUUAUAGUAGGCAUGGACACUUGCGUCUAGUCUCCACGCUAACACUGUUGAAACAUUUCUUCAAAUGAUAUAAUAAUAAUAAUAGUAAUAAUGUAUUCAACAUUUAUAGCGCUAUUCAUUACAUAAAUAAUCUCAAAGUGCUUUAAGGCAACAAAAAAGACAAGCAAUUUAGAAAAAUAACAGAAUUAGAUGUUCACCAUAGACGAUCAUCUAGACGCUUUCAUAUAUUACUGCUAUAUUUACAGUGAAUUAACUGUCAUCUUCAUUGUCUGUCUUUCAUCUCGUCAAUAGAAUUGUCACUCCUUUUAGCAAGCUAAUCUUCCGAGUAUGGAGUCACCAGACCUUGAAGUCGGACAUAAUGUUAGGCAUGGCAACUCUGGAGGUCAGCGAAACACUCAAAGCCAACGACAUGAAAAGUGAGUGCCUUCCUUGUAUCAUGUUAUGCAUACCUUGCUUGGCUAUGUGAUGAAGGCCUGUACUGUGUCUGUGUGCUAGUUCUCACACACAACACGGCACAGGCACCACUCUCUGCAUUGAGGCAGAUGAGAUUACUUUCCUCUCAUAAAGAGUAAAUUCAGUCCACUGCCAAUUUUCUAAACACAUGUAAGCCAAACCAGAUGGAAAAUAUCACAUCACUCUCCUAUUUUGAUGAUCGGUAAACAAUGAUAACUUUGGUUUGAAGUAGGAUAAUUACUUUGUUCCUAAUGGCUGUAUAUUUGCUAACAGAACUCCUCUGUUUUGAUUGGUUGGUUUCCUUGCCUCUUAUGGGGAUUCUCUCUCCAUUACUUUUUCCAUCCACUAGUUUGUUGAAUGUAUAUUUGAUAAGGUGAUAACAAGAGAGAAACAUUGGUCAUAGUCUAUGUGGUGUACUAUCCAUGCAGUACUGUCCCUCCUGUAGCUUAGUUGGUAGAGCAUGGCGCUAGAAACGCCAGGGUUGUGGGUUCAAUUCCCACAGGGGGCCAGUAUGAAAAAUGUAUGCACUCACUAACUGUAAGUCGCUCUGGAUAAGAGCGUCUGCUAAAUGACUAAAAUGUAAAUGUAAUGUCCCAAACUCAUUAAGAGUCCUGGUGGAAAGUGGCAGACAAAAAUGAUUCAAAGUGUUGAUAAAGACUUUUGACAGGCGAGGAGCUGAGAGGAAGGAGGGUUUUUAUUACAUAACCAAUACUUUUGUUCCAUGUUUUUUUCCCCAGUCUCUGAGGUGGUGCAGACGCUGCAGCUGAGUGCAGACAGAGACCAGACAGAUGUUGUGGGGGACCUGUCUGUCUGUCUGGAUGGCAUGCAAGUGGACCCAGAGAUGUUUGCCUCUGCUGCCGAGGCUAACACCCAAAGUGAGUCUGUGAAAUGUUAUCCACAGUGUUGUCUGUAAUGAUUUGUAGGGCGCGUUAUGGUUUUCCCAACUUGCCCAGAAAAUAAGCUCCAGCUUCCCCUCAGUACGUUCAGUUCCCAACUCUGUGUUUCUGGAUCUCAGGUACAUCGAAUGGGGAAUCGCAACAGAAUGGGGAUGAUGUGAGGUAAGCAUAUUAUUCAUGGUUACUGUGGUAAUGAUGCUCUUGCUUAUAUUUGUAUAUGGGCACUGUCUUGUCAGUGCUCCAAAGUUAAUAGUUGAUCUUGUGGCAGGCGGAGUAGAGACGGCUCUCCUUCUGUGGAUGGUUUGGAGCACAGAGCUUCCCCAAAUGGUCGUGUGGUCACAGUGAAUGGCACAGGGUCUUGCAAAGGGUCUCCCUCUCUGUCAGCAGGGGGCUCCAGGGGUAAUCCUCUACGGCCCCCCAGGCCCUCUCGACCCCCUCCACCCACCCCGCGCAGACCAACCUCCUCUCCAGGUGAGGCGGUCAACAUCAUAACCCAUCUUAAAACCAACAGCAAUGCUCCUGGGGAUUUAUUGGCAUAAUAUUUUGCUUUAUUUGUCCACAAUUGAAGCAUUUGUCAGAUAAUGGCAGAAAAGGACACUACAUUACAUUUACAAUACACUAGAUGGUUUUGUUUUCUCAAACUCACUCAAUCUUCUUUUCUCAUUCACUGGUUCACAGCAGCAUCCUCUAAUGGAUCCAUUCCAACUGAAGAAAGUGAUGGCCCCAGCAUAGAGACCCCAGUCUGUACACCUGCAGUACCAGACCCUAACGCCCCACCCCCUACACACGACCAGAGCCAAGCAAUAGCAGCCAGCCAAGCAGACAGUGUAACCCCAGGACCCCCCAGAGCCCCCGCUGUCGCCGCAGGCCCAUUGCCUCCUGGGUAAGGGUCAAACCAUCCAUGGUGAUCUGGCUGGCAGAAACACACUGUUAGUCAGUUUGUGUUGUCAAUACAACUCCACCCUCAGGAUCAUCUUAUUGUUAUGCGCUGUUAAAAAAACUCAAGCGAGAUUGGAAUGCGGCUGUUGUCGUGACUGCUUUCAAACUGCAAUGACCUGUUAUUAUUGCUCCAGGAUUACAUAGUCUCAUCACUUUAAUACUUUAACUCUACCCUACCUGCCGUGACUUGAAUUUCUGCUUUUGAAGCUGGCUGACUGAUGUUGUAAAUGUUUUAAUUUUCUUUGAAUCACAUGUUCCUGUGAAGAUGGGAGCAGAGGGUGGAUCAGAAUGGAAGGCUGUAUUUCGUAGAUCAUGUGGAAAAGAGGACAGCGUGGGAGCGGCCUGAGCCUCUACCUUCUGGGUAACUCCUCUUACAUAUCCUGUGUCUUUUUCCUAUCCACGUAUUUACACCAGUUCACAAGACAAGCAGAGAAUAGUGUGUUUGUUACUAGAGGAUACUAAAUGCCAAAGCUCUUUAUAUAGCCUCCCCUGUUCCUCUUUGCCCUGUAUGUAGGUGGGAGCGGCGAGUGGACCCCAUGGGCAGGGUCUACUUUGUAGACCACAUCACGAGAACUACCACAUGGCAACGGCCCACCAUGGAGACGGUACGGAACUAUGAACAGUGGCAGCACCAACGCAACCAGCUACAGGGUGCCAUGCAGCAGUUCAACCAGCGCUUCAUAUUUGGAGUGAAUGGGGUAAGUGGGAACUCUGACUGGUCAAACCAAGUGCUCCGCUCCUACAAUAACAGUACUGAAUAGGUGUGAAACACUCAACAGAUGAAGAGUUUAAUGGGAUACUUUGGGAUUUUGGCAAUGAGGCCCUGUAUCUACUUCCCCAGAGUCAGAUGAACUCGUGGAUACCAUUUUUAUGUCUCUGUGUCCAGUAUGAAGGAAGUAAGAGGUAGUUUCACGAGCCAAUGCUAACUAGCGUUAGCGCAAUGACUGGAAGUAUUGACUUCCAGUUAGCCUAGCGGUUAGAGCAUUUGGCCAGUAACCGAAAGGUUGCUUGUUCGAAAACCUGAGCCGACAACAUGAAAAAUCUGUCUGUGCUCUUGAGCAAGGCACUUAACCCUAAUUUGCUCCAGGGGUGCUGUUUUACUAUGGCUGGACUGUAAAACAACACAUUUCACUGCACCUAUCUGGUGUAUGUGACAAUAUAAAGAUCUUUAUUUUAUUUUUUUUGCUUCUCUUAACUCUUUUAUACAUAUUGGGCUGUAAACAGUUUGUCCUUUUUCAGUUGGGGAUAUUUAACCAAUCUUUAUCAGUUGAUAUUUAACUUAACUGUUUUUAUAUUGUUUUUAUAUUAUUAUCUUUAUCUUGUCUUGUGCACUGAAGCUCCAGGACCAGGUUCCAGCCACUGAGAACAAGCAGUUUGAUCCCCUGGGCCCACUGCCACAUGGAUGGGGUAAGAUCUCACUCACUACCUCACAUGAAAAGGUCACAGAUGAAUCUGUUUUCUAGACUUUUGAAUGAAUUGAUCAUUUUACCUAAACUAUUCUGUUUCAUCCCAUUUACGUUCUCAGAGAAAAGAACUGACAGCAACGGGAGAGUGUACUUUGUCCAACACACCACACGGACUACACAGUGGGAGGACCCUCGCACUCAGGGGUGAGAAGUUAAUCUGUACUACUCUUAGUACAGAUAUGUAUCCUAACAGCUACUUUUAACCUCAGUGGGGCUAGCCUGGCACACCUAGAACAGGGUAAGAUUAGCUCGGUCCCUGGGUCUAGUACUCUCCACAUGCCCAUACACUGGAAUUGAAGUGUAAAUUCAGACAUUGUGCAGAUCUGUAUCCUACUGUAUGUCCCUGUAUUAUGUUGACACUCUGUCUCUCCCUUAGGCUGCUGAAUGAGAAGCCUCUUCCAGAGGGCUGGGAGAUGAGGUUCACGGUCGACGGCAUCCCAUACUUUGUGGACCACAACAGGAGAGCCACUACGUACAUCGACCCUCGCACUGGAAAAUCCUCACUGUACGUCCCAACUUUACAGUCACUUAUCAAAGCAUUGGACUACCUCUCUGACUAAACAAUUUUUCUUUGAGGCCAUAGUUUAGACUAAAACUAGGCUCUUUGUAGCAAACACGGGUCUGUUUCAUAGGCACUAGUUUUGACUCCAGUGAUGGAACUGUUGCUAAUAAUAAUAAUAACGCUUUCUUUCUGUACCCAAAAUGUCAAAUUAGGAUGACUAAUAUGGGCUGAACAGAUAAUGUACUGUCUGUCUGUGUAUCUUUUCAGUAUUCUAAUGAGCCACACCUGAGGGAUGAUAUUGGUGUACUGUCAACAUGACUGCUCUCUGUUUAACAGUGACUAUGCUGUGCUCUAUUCCCCAACUAACAGGAAUAACAUGUUUGGUGCCUUUCACAGGAAUGCUGUUUCAGUCUGCACACCUGUAGCCUGCUUUGGCUUAAACAUUUAUCAUUAUCUGUUUAGUCUGCGCAGUGUAGUGAAAACACAACAUUUUCUGACUGUCUGGGGUCUAUGGUUUGACGUUCUUCUAUAGUUCUACUACACUAUAGUAAAAGCCAGGUAAUCUGACAGAAAGCUGAUUCAGUAUUUGGUCCAUGAUGCGUGACUGAAUGUAUGCCUUUUCCUUCCCUCACUCUCUCCAACAGUGAAAAUGGGCCCCAGAUUACUUACGUUCGAGACUUUAAAGCCAAAGUCCAGUACUUCAGAUUCUGGUGCCAGGUAGGUGUCAUGCCUUCUGAGUUUGAGUGGUUAAACAGUGACAUUGUUUUUAUGGUCAACAGAACAGCAUGAAUUCUAAUGCACAGUGACCCAAUGAAAUGAAAACAACGACCCGCUAUUUCUGUUGGCACGUUUGGAAAAAAAUAAUAUGCUUCAAAAUCACUUAUGAUUUCCUCUUCUUGUCCAGCAAUUGUCAAUGCCUCAGCACAUAAAGAUCACUGUCACCCGCAAAACCUUGUUUGAGGACUCGUUCCAGCAAGUGAGUAAACAUCCUCCCAAAUGAGCAUGUUGACAUUGACAUAUGUUGUCCAUAUUAAUUUGACUCUCUCCAUUGUAGAUAAUGAGCUUCAAUGCACAGGACCUCCGCAGGAGACUAUGGAUCAUAUUCCCUGGGGAAGAAGGCCUUGAUUAUGGAGGGGUGGCAAGGUAAAGUUAUAAUGUACUCUUUUCAAUUACUCCCAUGCAGUUAUUGCACCCAAUAAAUAAUAAGUAAUUCAGUGGCGGUCCGUGCCGUUUAAGAUUAGGGAGGACGAUUCCUUUCUUUUUUUAUGAGCAUGGCCUUAUUUCUAUUACAGCAUAUUGGAUGACUGUCAUUCAUAUUCCAUUCACCCAGUUCAAUGUAACAUAGAUAGGUUUAGGCUACUACAUGAUACUCGAAUUUGCCCUAUACCCAUCAUGAGGUUGCUACAACCUAGCCUAUGAAUUAAAGUUUACAACGUAGGUGCAGAGGUCGAGAGACAAAUUGGAGUAAUCAAGGUGACAGUGACACAUUCAAUACCGCCUUGCACACUCUCCUGCAUCUAGCUGAUCUAGGGUGUAAUCGCUAGUCCAAACGUUUUGCAACUAAACGAGAGUUUCUAUUCGACAAAUUCAGGUCUAUCCUAGGGAUGUUGGGGCCAUCACAUUUUGUCAGAUGGUGAUUGUCAAGCAAAUAACUUCCUGUCUCACAGUAAUUGACCGUUAUUUUAGCAUCUCCUGGUUUCCACACAUAGCCUGAUGCAGACAUUUGGAACAUCUACAUUUAAAAAAGUAAAAUAAAUCCAUGUCAUAUAGCCUACACCGACACAAUAAAUCCAUUCUUUAUUUUAGACGGGUCUAAAGAAACAUGAUAUGAAGAAAAUGUAGUCUAUUUCAGAAGAACAGAAUAGCAUACUCCUUAUGUUAGGCCCUGAUCUGGCUAUGCCAUGGCUGUGGGUUACACUAGUUUAGCAGAUAAGAUUUGCUUAGAAUUCCGUGGCAUUAUUUUAUAUUAUUUUAAUAGGAUGAAGAAUACAAUUGAAAAUAGAUAAAUAAAAUAGAAAGGAUAUUUUCUCCAAACGAUUUGAGGGAGUGCACACAUGCGGCUAUUCUGUGUUGAGCGGUUAGCAAAGAAACAGGUCCUCCUAUAUGCUUAAUUUAGAGUUACCCGGCGGCCGUAAUGCCCCCUAAAAAAAAUCCAUGCCUUUUGCGGCCAGUGGCCGUUGUGCCCUUGGGCUGAAUAUAAUAAUUAUAAUUCCUUUCUCCCGGCUGCAUGCUCCGAAGCACCUCUCACUCAUAUGGCUCUCUCAGAUACUGUCGCUCAAUUCUUAUUAGCCAAUGCCGUCACAUGAUCGGGUCUUUCUCACAGGCUACAAGUGAAGACCGACACAUCGGGGACGCAACUGCGCACUUCCUUAUCCAAUUCCUAGGCGCAUAUUAAAGAUAUUGGAAGAACUGUCCACAUUUACUUUUCGUCAGCCAACAAGAUGAGUAAGCCUAACAAACAGCAAAAGCACUAGCCUAUGUCAAUCUACUAUCCCCGUAGCACAAAAGUUGACCUUUUCUGUGCGAUAAAUAAAUAUUCCAAACAUAGUCUGGGACAGUUGUGGGAUGCGGUAGUUCCCAAAUUAAUACAACCACUAGCAUCAAAAAAACGUUUUUAAGCAACAAGGCUAACGCAACAGAUCAGAACGUUUAGCUUAAAAUGUUGAUAAACUAUUAGGUUAUUUCUUCACAUUAUAAGCGCAGCAAUGCGCACAUGGCAGUAGGCUAUAAGCGCGAAUGCUCCAAAAUACAAUUAAUUUGCGGGAAAACACCAUUCUCAAAAGUGACCGUAAAUGCAAUAAUGCAUUUAUUAUAAAUGUGCAUUUUUAUGUGGAAAAUUAUCUUCCCCAAUCUUGAAACUCACGCGCUGCGUGUGUAUGCCAGUUAGGCUCUACACCCAUUGUAAAGCGGAUUAAUGUGCUUUACUUUAAGAAGUUAUUUGGACACUUUAGUUGUGAUACAAACCUUAUCAAAACAUAUAUAUGGGCUAGGCUACAUGAGGUGUGCGACUAUGAUUUGAAAAAGUUGAGCUGUUUCUUUAAUAAUAAUAAUAAUAAUAUGCCACUUAGCAGACGCUAUUAUUCAAAGCGACUUACAGUCAUGCGUGCAUACAUUUUUGUGUAUGGGUGGUCCCGGGGAUCGAACCCACUACCCUGGCGUUACAAGCACUGUUCUCUACCAGCUGAGCUACAUAGGACCACACUUACUUACUACACACAAGCUGGGCAUCAUUCACAAGUGACAAUAUAUAAUUCUCAAGUGAUAGGCUAAUAUUGUCACCCAUCAGACUAUUCUUGAUUUAGUUUGUCUUUACAUAUACUAAAUAAUAUGUGUGAAAUUUGUUUUGAUUUAGAAUGGAUCAUUAGGGGCAGGGAGAAAAAAUACAUGUCGUCUAUGCACUUAAAUAGCGAAUGGAGGAUUAUUUUUCCUUGGUUCAUUUUCAUGCCAGCCAUGUGGGCUAUACUCCUGUUGUAAAGAGAAGCAAUGUCCUUAAUAUUAGGAAAGUUGAGAAAUAAAUAUAGAGGCCUAGCCUAUAGAAAGCUGAUGGGAUCUUCCUCUUUUUAAUAGAGGCCAUCACAAUUCUCACGCAAUUGCAUAGCCUAUAGAAAUGUUGCGCAACAUGAGCUCAUGGGCUGUCAUGAAGUGUUUGAUUCGAUUUUUUAUCACAUUUGCAUUGAUGUCAGAGUGAUUAGAGGGACAAUAGAGUGCUGAGUACCAGGCAGUUAGCAAGUUUGGUAGGCUACUAAUGACCAUCGGCAGCAUCAGAGCUUGAAGAAGCCUAAUUACUGUGACUAAACAGUCACGUGGAAUUUGACUGCCGUCAUGACUUGUGAACCACCGGUGUGGCGGUAAUACGGUCACCGUAACAGCCCUAGUCCAUCCACGUUUAGUUCCGUUUGCUUCUUUUAAGAAAUGUUUUGCAACAGAAUUGGCGGAAUGAAUACACCCCUGAUCACCCGCACACACAGUUCCCUUUCAUAGCAGCCAUACAAACAGCAUCAUCACAUCUACGUGCUCUCUUCCUCUCACAUUUUCCCUUCGCUUGUGGACUUCAGUGCACAACACAAAAGCGGUCUGUGACCAGGCAAAAAAAAACUCUCCAAGCCAAACCUUUAUACAAUAACCACUACACACAACCUACAUCAUUGUCACCAUAUCUGCUAACAUCAUAGUCAACAUACAGUGCUAUGAAAAAGUAUUUGCCCCCUUUCUAAUUUUCUCUACUUUUGCAUAUUUGUGAUACUGAAUGUUAUCAGAUCUUCAACCAAAACCUAAUAUUAGAUAAAGGGAACAUAAGUGAACAAAUAACACAACAAUUACAUAUUUAUUUCAUAAACAAAGUUAUGCAACACCCAAUUCCCCUGUGUGAAAAAGUAAUUGCCCCCAUACACUCAAUAACUGGUUGUGCCACCUUUAGCUGCAAUGACUCCAACCAAAUGCUUCCUGUAGUUGUUGAUCAGUCUCUCACAUCGCUGUGGAGGAAUUUUGGCCCACUCUUCCAUGCAGAACUGCUUUAACUCAGUGACGUGUGGGUUUUCAAGCAUGAACUGCUCGUUUCAAGUCCUGCCACAACAUCUCAAUUGGGAUUAGGUCUGGACUUUGACUAGGCCAUUCCAAAACGUCCAAUUUGUUGCCUUUUAGCAAUUUUCAUGUAGACUUGAUUGUGUGUUUUGGAUCAUUGUCUUGCUGCAUGACCCAGCUGCGCUUCAGCUUCAGCUCACAGACGGAUGGUCUGACAUUCUCCUGUAGAAUUCUCUGAUACAGAGCAAAAUUCAUGGUUCCUUCUAUUAAGGCAAGUCGUCCAGGUCCUGAGGCAGCAAAGCAUCCCCAAACCAUCACACCACCACCACCAUGCUUGACCUUUGGUUUGAUGUUCUUACUGUGGAAUGCAGAGUUUGGUUUUCGCCAGGCAUUACUGGAACCAUGUCGUCCAAAAGGUUAUACUUUUGAAUCAUCUGUCCAUAGAACGUUAUUCCAAGAGUCUUGAUGAUCAUCCAGGUGCCUUUUGGCAAACUUGAGUCAACUUUUUGGAUGAGAUGGGUCCCAUUAUGCCUGGCGAAAACCAAACACUGCAUUCCACAGUAAGUCAAGCAUGGUGGUGGUGGUGUGAUGGUUUGGGGAUGCUUUGCUGUCAACUUUAAGUCAACUUUGGAAAUGGCAGGGCGAUUUCUGCAUAGUGCAUCUUUUAAUGUUUCACUAUUUUUUUUAGUUUUAUGAAAUUCACUGAGUAGGAUGGUCCUCCUCUGAGGAGCCUCCACUGAAGUUAUUGUAGUGGUGAAGGUACCUUCUGUGCCCCCUGGUCAAGGUUUGAGCUGCUUGAAUAACCUUGUAAAACAUCCUAGAUAAGAGUGGUUGUCUACCAGUUGAUAUUUGACCCAGUUAUGAAGUAUGGUGUUAACUGGAUACUUGCAGAGAGAUUUUGUAUUGUGAUGAAAUAUACAUUUCUCUCUUUGUAGGGAGUGGUUCUUCCUGCUCUCUCAUGAGGUGCUGAACCCCAUGUAUUGCCUGUUUGAGUAUGCUGGGAAGGACAACUACUGCCUGCAGAUCAAUCCUGCCUCCUACAUCAACCCUGACCACCUCAAGUACUUCAAAUUCAUCGGACGCUUCAUCGCCAUGGUGACUGUUCUUAGUCACUACGUUUUUCAACUGCAAUGUGACAUUUAUGAAUGCAAACAUCUGCUGAUGCAGUUGUUCUGCAUUUUUUUUACAUUAACCUCCUGAUCUCUUUUCCCAGGCUCUUUUCCACGGGAAGUUCAUUGACACAGGCUUUUCACUGCCGUUCUACAAGCGCAUGCUGAACAAGCCAUGGGCACUAAAAGAUCUAGAGUCCAUUGACCCAGAAUUCUACAAUUCUCUCAUCUGGAUUAAGUGAGUCUUCUGAGGAAGCUGUACUGAAAUUAACUUUGGUUGUAAUGGAUAUACAUGUUUGUUUAAUGUUUUGGUGGCUGUGAUGAACACACAUUUAACUUCAUGGCCCCAUUUUUCUUGAUGACAGUUGUUUUCCAUUUUGGGUCACUGAUACAUGUCUUUGUCAUCUGUUGUACACUUCAGGGAGAACGACAUCGAGGAGUGUGGCCUGGAGAUGUACUUCUCUGUGGACAAAGAGAUUCUGGGUGAAAUCACCACUCAUGAGCUUAAGCCGGAUGGAGGAGAGGUCCUGGUCACUGAGGAGAACAAGGAGGAGUAUAUCAGGUCUGUCUUAGCUAAUGGCCUCCCCCCCCCCCCCCCCCCCCCUUCUCUUAGUACCUCUGACUCCUUUUCACUACUGUCCUGAUGUGUGGUGCCUUGAUGGUCUGUGUUUCUCCCCCCAGGCUUGUAGCAGAGUGGAGGUUGUCCAGAGGUGUGGAGGAGCAGACCCAGGCCUUCUUUGAGGGCUUCAACGAGGUCCUCCCACAGCAGUACCUGCAGUACUUUGACGCCAAAGAACUUGAGGUACGAGUCUUCGUUUGGGCUACUUAUUUAUACCAGGUUCCCCAUAUUCACUCUGGUAAAGAUGAGAGUUGUUGUUCCAACUCUCAUGUACCAGUGAGCCAAUUGUUACUUGUCCACUUCCUGCAGGUGAUGCUGUGUGGGAUGCAGGAGAUCGACCUGGCAGACUGGCAGAGGAACACCAUCUACAGACACUAUGCACGCAGCAGCAAGCAGGUCCUCUGGUUCUGGCAGGUCAGUGUUACCCAUCUCUCCUCACCAGUACUACAAUCAGGUGCCACAUCUCCUCAGUAUCAUUACAUUCAGAUCACGCACCAAAGAACAAGUAUGAACAUACUGUACCCUCCUGGACUUCCCUUCCAGCUCAUCAAAGAGAUGGACAACGAGAAGCGGAUGAGGCUCCUCCAGUUCGUCACAGGCACCUGCCGCCUUCCUGUCGGAGGCUUUGCUGACCUAUUGGGUAAGGAAUACAACCGACAGGGGUGAAAUAUAAUGAAAUAUAACAUUAUGCCAUUUUUACCUGUAAGUAGAUGGGUUAGUGACUUACAUAUUUGGUUUUGUAGGGAGCAAUGGCCCACAGAAGUUCUGCAUCGAGAAGGUGGGAAAGGAGAACUGGCUACCCAGAAGUCACACCUGGUGAGUACUGUAUGGAUGAGUCAAGGUUAAAACAGAGUAAAGGCUUCACUCGACAGAUAACUAACCUGCCUCUAUUUCCCCCUUCUCUAGCUUCAAUCGAUUGGAUCUGCCUCCUUACAAAAGCUACGAGCAGCUGAAGGAGAAAUUGAUGUUUGCGAUUGAAGAGACGGAGGGCUUUGGGCAGGAG